GAGUUCGGUGUUUAAAGUUCUGUGUAGAUGGACUUCGGCUUAUUGUGAAAUGUUUAAUGACAAAAAGUAGAUGUCAUUUUACACGAUGUAUUUGUCAGUAUUACAGGAUUUUUUACUUUUGACUUAGUCCAAUUUACACAUUACAUUCAACAUUUGCAACAUUGGACAUGUAAUAGCACUAACAACAUAGCACUGACUUUUGACUCAAAUCCCCCGUCAUAGGUUCUCUUUAUCUGGUUUCAACAUUGUGUACGGGUCAAAAAGGGGGCAUACUAUAUAAGGUCAGUAAAAGUACAACUACCUAAACGUGUCCUUGUAACCUCUAUAGAACUAAUUUCCCUAAUACAACCCGCAGACAUAAGCUAUCAUUGGGCUUAUGACUAACUGGUGUAUAUGUUUGAGUUAUAAAACACAACGAAUGGCCUUUGGACUGUUUUGUUUUCUGAUGUAAUUAUGGAGUAAUACAAAUACAAAUGUAACUUUGCUUAUGUGUGGUGUUUGUGUUAUAGUAAAAGCUCUCUACGGCACAGCAUUGGAGUAUUUGUAAUAUAAAGAGAAGGGAUCUAUUGGGAUUUAAACUAAACACAGCAAGAAUUUCUCGCCAUUAAGUGAAUGUUGAUCACUCAUAUAGACCUAUAUAUUGUGUGUUUUGGUGAGAUCGCUUUACAAACAUGAGCAACUUGUGGGAAAUUGUGUCAUCAUAUGUGGAUGCUACAACUAUUUUAAUAGCUUUUGUAUUCUUGCUUAUUAUUGGAUUUGUGCUCUCAAAGCAGGAACGAUCUGGUAUACCCCCUGGACCGUCAUAUUGGCCAAUUGUUGGAAACAUACUGGAAAUGAAGUUAACAUUUGCAUGCAAGAGGCAUAAAUAUUUCGAACAACUUCAAGAAAAACAUGGCGAUAUUUUUCGAAUUUAUUUUGGCAGUCAACUGAUGAUAGUUUUAAAUGAUUUCGAAUCUGUUGACGAAGCUUUUGUUAAACAAAAGGAUGUUUUUAGUAUUCGACCAGCAAAGAAGCUUUGGUCAGUUAAUCGGACUAUUCAAAAUGGGAAGGGAGUUAUCUGGUCGAGUGGACAAGAAUGGAAAGAUGCGAGACGAAUGGCCCUCCAUACCCUUCGUGAUCUUGGAGUUGGAAAAUCGACACUUGAGGAAAGGAUUAAAGACGAAACUAAUGUUGUUUUGGACUUUUUGUUCAAAUCAGAAGGAACGUCUUUCUGCGCACAUGAAAUAAUGAUGAAGGCUACCACCAAUAUUAUCAGUAGUGUUGUAUUUGGUAAGAGAUAUCACUAUGAUGACCCAGGAUUUCUAAAAAUCAUGGAAGUCAUAGACGCAGGAUUUAAGAGCGAUGGACCAUUUUCACCCAUCAAUGAGUUUCCACUGCUUCGAUUUAUGCCAUUUUUAGCGUCCAAAUUAUUGGCCAUUACUAAUGCUGUUGAGCAGGCAGCGAAGUUUAUUUCUGAACGCGUUGAGGAACACAAACGGGCUUUCAGCAAAGACAAUAUAAAUGAUUUUAUUGAUGUUUGUCUAGAUAUCGGUGAAAACAGUGAAUCCUCAUCAAUUAGUGAGGGGUGCCUGCGAAGAAGCAUUUUGGAUCUGUUUCUGGCUGGUUCUGACACGACAGCUACCACCCUUGAUUGGGCACUACUUUUUAUGAUCCUCAACCCGGAAGUGCAGAAGAAAUGUCAAGAGGAAAUCGAUGAUGUGGUCGGUGAUAGUCGCAUGGUCGGUUGGUCUGAUAAAUCUAAAAUGCCGUACAACGAAGCUACACUUCUAGAGGUUCAACGCAUUGGAAACACCAUACCGGCAUCACUUCCGCAUACAGCCUCUAGAGAUACUGUUGUUAAAGGUUACCUUAUCCCAGCAGGAUCUUUGGUUUAUGCAAAUAUGUAUGCCUGUCAUCUCGAUUCUAGAUAUUGGAAGGAACCUUUGAAAUUUAAACCAGAACGGUUCAUUGAUGAUACAGGGAAGGUAUCGAAACAUAAUGCUUCUUUUAUGCCCUUUUCAACUGGCCCAAGAAUGUGUGCAGGUGAACCGCUAGCUAGGAUGGAAUUGUUUCUGUUUUUUACUAACGUUUUACAGAGAUUUUCUCUUUCAACCCCGAGCAGUGAAACACCCAGUGCUAAUGGAAUAUGUGGGCUGAGCUUGUCGCCACCACCAUACAGUAUUCACGCCAAGCGGCGAUAAACGAAUAAUUCUGCUAUAAUUAUGACUUUCUUUUAUAAUUGUAUUAUUAUUAUAUCUAACAAUUAUUAGGGGUGGGAGUUGUGAAUGUUCCUCCAUUUUAUACUGUAUCCUAUUCACCAAUAAAGGAAAUAAAACAAAUCAAUAAUAAAGGUACUUUUAAAGCUUCA
Patella vulgata (common limpet) is the source of this 2347-nucleotide messenger RNA. Its product is annotated as cytochrome P450 2D3. NCBI's taxonomy places the organism in Eukaryota, Metazoa, Mollusca, Gastropoda, Patellidae. Gene Ontology annotation, biological process: xenobiotic metabolic process. Gene Ontology annotation, molecular function: iron ion binding; heme binding; oxidoreductase activity, acting on paired donors, with incorporation or reduction of molecular oxygen, reduced flavin or flavoprotein as one donor, and incorporation of one atom of oxygen. Gene Ontology annotation, cellular component: intracellular membrane-bounded organelle; cytoplasm. The transcript has a single exon. The coding region runs from base 672 to 2180 and encodes 502 amino acids. The record is from RefSeq and is a predicted model, not a curated record.